This is a messenger RNA of Bombus pascuorum, 5167 nucleotides long. RefSeq names its product synaptic vesicular amine transporter (gene Vmat). Gene Ontology annotation, molecular function: serotonin:sodium:chloride symporter activity. Gene Ontology annotation, cellular component: terminal bouton; synaptic vesicle membrane. The record is from RefSeq and is a predicted model, not a curated record. NCBI's taxonomy places the organism in Eukaryota, Metazoa, Arthropoda, Insecta, Hymenoptera, Apidae. The coding region runs from base 299 to 1873 and encodes 524 amino acids. The transcript is spliced from 12 exons. Gene Ontology annotation, biological process: aminergic neurotransmitter loading into synaptic vesicle; transmembrane transport.
CGAAAGCGAAUGCGGACGACGGUGGGCAGAGAGUGCGACCGAGCCCCGAGCCGGAAAAAUCGGGGUGAGAUGCACCCUCGCCACCAUCGUCGCUCUCAAUCGGCCGCGACGCUUCCACCUGGAAGCACGGCUACUCCACGCUAACCGGCUCGACGUCUCGUUCACCAGCGAUUCAUCAAUUCCGAGGGGCCGACUUCUCUAUCGUGUGCUCGCACGUUCGAUCGACUUUGCCCUACCGAUCCAUCUUCAACGCCAUAGAUUAUCCAACGAACCAAGACGAGUGACUCAUAGAAGAAGGAUGGGUGGUGGAGAAUGGAGCGGCUGGUUGCAACGAUGUCGAGAAUCGCGAAAGCUGGUUCUCAUAAUCGUUGCCAUCGCUCUGCUCUUAGACAAUAUGCUUUUGACCACGGUUGUGCCCAUUAUACCGGAGUUUCUAUACGACAUCAAGCAUCCUAACGCAACCUUGAGUCAGCAUCUGAAUGAGGGUGGUUCCCGUCGAACGUUCACCGGUGUUCAACCAACGAGCGGUAAUAUCAUCACGUCUACGAGUCCGAGUGUAACAACUACGCCGAAAUGUCCUUGUGCUGUGACCAAAUCGAAUGAUUCUCAAUUGGAGUUUCUUUAUGUGAGCACGCCUUCUAGCAUCGAGUCGAGCGGUUUGCUUGAGAGUACGAAUAGCGGCGAAAUAAAUUCGCCAACGGAAGAUCCGGAUGAAAAGGCGCAACGACAUCGCGAGUUGUUGCAAGAAACGACUGCUGUUGGUUUAAUGUUCGCUUCCAAGGCUUUCGUUCAAUUGCUGGCAAAUCCAAUCGUCGGUCCGCUUACCCACAAAAUCGGUUAUAGCAUACCUAUGUUCACCGGCUUCAUCAUUAUGUUCCUUUCUACACUAAUAUUUGCGUUUGGACGAAGCUACGGAAUUCUUUUCUUAGCGAGGGCGCUUCAGGGAAUCGGCUCUUCGUGUUCCAGCGUUUCAGGUAUGGGAAUGUUGGCCGAAAGAUACCAAGACGACAAGGAACGUGGUAACGCGAUGGGUAUUGCACUCGGUGGAUUGGCUCUUGGUGUUCUCAUCGGGCCUCCAUUUGGCGGCGCGAUGUACGAAUAUGUCGGAAAAUCUGCUCCAUUCUUAGUACUUUCGGCAUUGGCCCUUGGCGACGGAAUUCUGCAACUUCUGGUGCUUCAACCGUCUGUCGUGUACACCGAAGCGGAACCACCGUCUCUCAAAUCUCUGGUCACCGAUCCUUACAUCUCUUUAGCUGCUGGUGCUAUUACGUUCGCCAAUAUGGGUAUUGCAAUGCUAGAACCCAGUCUUCCUAUCUGGAUGAUGGACACGAUGGAUGCGAGUAGAUGGGAGCAAGGUGCUGCGUUUCUACCGGCAAGCAUUAGUUAUCUGAUCGGUACUAAUCUUUUCGGACCACUCGGACAUAGAAUGGGCAGGUGGUUAGCUGCAUUGAUUGGGCUAGUCGUGAUCGGCAUUUGCUUGAUGUGCAUACCGCUGGCUAAAAGUAUCCAUCAUCUGAUUGUACCUAAUGCAGGCUUGGGAUUCGCUAUCGGAAUGGUGGAUAGUUCGAUGAUGCCGGAAUUGGGUUACUUAGUCGACAUACGACACACCGCCGUCUAUGGAAGUGUAUAUGCUAUCGGAGAUGUUGCGUUUUGUUUAGGUUUUGCCGUUGGACCUGCUUUGAGUGGUACGUUAGUCAACAGUAUUGGCUUUGAAUGGAUGUUAUUUGGCAUUGCCAUUUUGAACUUUAUUUAUGCUCCACUGAUGUACUUUUUGCGGGCGCCGCCAACGAAAGAGGAACAGAAGUCGUUGAUAAUUGGCGAAAAGUCGUCUGUGCGCUACGUAACGUACCAGAAUGAGGAAGAGGAACAGUAAAUGGACGGAUAUUUCUGAACACAGGAUAGCGGCGUGCAUUUCGUUCUCUACAUUCUUGAAGAUGGAACAACGAGUUAAAUGUAAUACGGAAAAUCUCUAUGUUAAUAACGUUUCAAGAAAUCUAGAUAGGCAAAGCAUUAUUAUGUAUCCCUUUGUCUAGCGUAAACUGUAUAUACACGUAAUAUUAGAUCGUAAGAAUAAGUGUGUGCGUUCAAGAGAAUCGUAUACGUCGAUGACACGUAGCUAACAUCGAUAAAUUAUACUUACGUCGAAUUGAUCGAGGCACCGAGGCAAAAAUACAUCGAUAUAACGAACACGUGUGUAGCUUAAACGCACGAUGCCCAAGAUUGGGAUGUUGUCCUGUCGUGAAAAGCAAACUAUGCGAAAUUUCAACCGCUCGAGUCAUUGUCGAUGUUUCAAAGAGUAUCAAUUUCCUAAAGAAAGAAGAAAAUUAUUUACUCGGAGAACCGCCUGCUUUGGAUUCCCUGAAUGGCUGCAGGGAAACCAUGCGAUAAUGGCGAGCAGGCACGAUGAAGAGUUCUCGAAAUUACAUUAGAUCGAAUUCUGAAUUAGCAUUGAAUCGACCAUGAGAAGUGGUUUGAUUACCCUUUGCGUAAGCAUACUUACGAAGCGUGUAAUGCCUUAAGGAUUGGAGAUUCGCGAGUUUGUGUUUAACGAAUUAGGAUAAAGACCGAAUUUCGACACGUUCUUUCGCACGAUGCAUGAUACUCGUCAGAUCGAUCCGCUGACGAGUAUUUUCGUUGUGCUCUGCGAUAGAUUAUUCGCCAGUAACCAAAGAGAAAUAUUCCUCCGACGUGGAGGAAAUAUAUUCAAACCAAAACGAAACUAUAAUUAUCGAAGGAUGAGUCAACAGCGUUCAACGAAUUUGCAAAUUACACGAUAAACUUAAUGUGAGUUCGCGACGGAAAACUCUAACAAGAAAAUGUUUGUGCUUCCUUUUUCUGUGCGUGUAAUGCUUUCCGACGAUCAAGUCGAUUCCUUUUUGUCCGUUGUGAGUGUUUAUAAUAGGUAUUAAACGAAUUAAAAUAUAGAAACGUAGGAACCAAACUCGUAUAUUACGCGUUCUCUCUUCUAAUAAUUCUAUGUAGACAAUACACAAUCCAUAUAUACACGCGCGCGUAUAAUAUAUUAGCUAUAGGUAGGACAUAUCUAUAGAGAUAUAUCAUAGAACGUAUAUAUCGUUUACUUAUAUCGCUACAAAAUAUGCUAAAGCUCGUUGAUCAUUGUAUAAUUGUUGUUUGCUCGUGGAAAAUGCAUAAAGUCGUUACGAACAAAAGUUAUAUGAUUAUAAAUAUGUUUGGAUUCUAAGCUACUGCGAAUGCGUAUGGAAAUUAACAAAAAUACGGAUCGUGUCGUUGUAUGUUAGAUGAAUCUCGAGUGCGAGGUUACCACGAUUGAAUUUCGUGAUACAUAUUUUCCGAUAAGAAAAAUAUUAUAUAUCUCUGUAGUAGUGUUGUAGAACGUUUGAAUUCAUGAUGUUGCCGAACCUGUACAAAAGUAUGUAUUAUGUUAAUAUACAUAUAAUAAUGCUAUAUAUAGCAGAAGGGUUGCAACGAGAUGAAAUAUAAUAUGGAAUACAUAUACAUAUAUAGAAUUGUAUUCUAUUCAAGAGAGAGAGACAGUUUUCCACCGCGAAUUCCGUGAAUUCUUGAGGUUGCGUUACGUUGUCACGCGAACGCCGACCUACUCCCGAUAUGAAACGCGAGUCAAUUCGAUUUGCAAAUUCACCGCGAACGUUUGCUACGACCGAGCGUACUCGAGAGGAAAAGGUAACAGAGUAGGGGCAUCGUGUUCACAAAAGUGGAUCGAGAUCUCGAGCGAUUUCCAGAACCGAGUGUAACGAGCCAAUGAGGUUAAAGAAACGUACGAAUUGUCAUCCUUGCAUUGAUAUAUCGUUAUAAAUUAUCUGUAUUAAUGUUACAAUGCAACAUAUAUUCUCGUUAAGGAUUCUUUACAUUUCUGUAAAUAUAGAAAACGUACGUAUGUAUUUAAGGAGCAAUUAUAACAGAAUGUAGUUAACAUUUACGGGUCAACUUCAUUAUUAAUCAACAACGAUUUACCAGCUUCUUCAUUUCCAUAUUCUUCUUUUUCUAGACUAUGAUUUAACCGAGAUGAAAAAUCUAUCGCGUAUGAUAGAACUUCGACCAUGAUGUAUAAUUAUUAGAUUGCGGAUAUUUAUGCAAAUUCAUAUUUUUAUGAAUAUGUACAUGUUAGAAAAUCGAGCUUAAAUGGUUCUAUUGUCUGAAUAUCAUAGCAAAUGCCCUACUUUCGAUGUUUUAUAUAUCUUCAUAUGCUAUAUGUACUGUGUCCAUUAUUGUACCUUUAAAUUUGGCAUAAGUACAUAAAAAUCCACAGUCUAGUAAUUAUGAUCUAUUAUUACACUCAUCUGAUGUUAUCUCGCUUUUGCAACAUUUUGUCUUAGCGUUCCAUGUCGGAUGAAUUGAAAGCGAUUGCUGCUAUUGCAAACAGACAAUAAGCGAUAUCAUGAAACGUGAAAGUUUCUUGGCACACGAAAUCGCGGAAACAAACGGUCGUUUUAAUCGUUGUUUGAUGAAACCUUCUCUUUGAUAAAUAAUGCGUCCUUGAACCAUUUGGGCUUGACAAGUUGUUAAAUGUCGUUGAAAGUGGGUUUCAUUGAAUUUAGACGAAGCCAGAACGAACAACAGACGUCUCACAUAUAUCUAAGUGUGCAUAAUUCUAUCUCCAACGGGCAUUGCGUGCAGGCAUAAGCCAAUAAAUUACCAAUACAUUUUCCUUCCUCCUCUGUCCUCUGUCAUUGUAACGUAUAUACAUAUAUGCAUAUAAUAUUUAACCAGCUGGUGUAUGGGUCCGAUUUAAUCUGUCUGUGUAGUCGUCGAAAAACAGCGAGACUCAAGAAGGAGAAAGGUAAUUUUUAUUCUUGAUAAGCGAUGCAAUUGUAUUGUGUGUGCGUACGUGUGUGUGUACUUAUGUAAAGUUGUACCGAACUUUUGAAGUACGUAAAGUGCAUGUAUUUGCGAAGGGAAUAUUAUAUGGCAAGGGAAUUAGAACGCGCACGUAAAUCGACUCUGAAAAUCGUCAGUUUUUCGCCCAACAAUAUUGAUGUCCGAACGCGAUGCUCCAAAACAUUACGAAUUUUUAUCUCAUAAGAUCGCUACGAACACGAGGCAACCUUAUUUCAAAUGAAUCGAGUGUUAUUCGACGUCAUUUGUCGUUGAAACGCAUGAUAUGUUUAUGUGUAUGUUGUUCAAUAAUAUGUAUUUAAAUAAACAUUUACGUGUUUAACGUGAAAAA